UUGGGAGAUCUUGAAAGGCAUGUCAGUAGCUGCGGGUUUGCUCCAGCAGUCUGCUCUAACGAAGGAUGUCAACUUGAGCUGAAUAAACAAGAUGUAAUUCUCCAUGAAACGGCUGUGUGUGAACUACGCCGAGUUCAAUGUCAUGGCUGCAACGAAUUGAGUCAAGAGAUGGUUAAAGUGAAAGUUAAUUUAACGGCAAUGAAUGAAAAAUUGAACAGGAAUGAGAAACAGUUGCAAAGAAACGAAUUGAGUUUGAAAGAUGUGAAAGCCGUGGAACAGAAUUUGGUUGCGAAAGUUGAACUGGUCCAAGAACAACUUAACAAGCAGGAAGUCAAUAAUCGUCAUAUUCAAGGAGACAUUGUGGGAAUGAAGAAAAGUUUAAAUGAAAUUACCAAGCAACUAGAAAGAUUCACUCAACAAACAUUGCAUGAAGUUCAGGCUGAACAGGAAGAAAUGAAGAAAGGGAUUGCAGAAGCUGAUGAAGUGGACACAGAGCCGAAGGUUGUUAUUGCGGGAGGUCGGAAUAGAAACGGAAGAUUAAAUUCGGUAGAAAUGUUCAAUUUAUCAACUCGUACAUGGACACCACUACAGCCAAUGAGAGAAUGUCGCUGUGGAGCAUCGUCAGUUGUUUACAACAAUAUGGUUGUUGUUACGGGUGGUUUGGGUGACACUCGUACAACCGAGUCCAUGGAAAGAUUACCAACGAAUGCUCAAACUGACCAGUCCAUAUCUUGGGAGAAGCUUCUUGCUCAGUUACCUGGACGGUUGCAUGGCCAUUGCAGUGUAGUUUAUAAUGGACGGUUGAUAGUGAUUGGAGGCCGUGAUGGAGAUAAAGGUGGAUGUUCUGAUAGUAUUGCUGAGAUUUCUCUUGUUCCACCUUUUACCACUAAGCUGCUGGCUACUAUGCCACAGAGAAGAUGUGGCCAUGGUGUUGCAGUGUUUGGUGAUAAGAUCGUGAUUGUAGGAGGGAGAGACCACCCCUUGUCUAGAGAAGGUCUCAGAAGCGUGAUUAUGUAUGACAUCACUAAAAAUGAAUGUAAGAAGUUAGCUCCCAUCCCUUACCCUGUGAGUGACAUGGCCACAGUCAAGUGGGGUGAUGACAAUGUUAUUAUGAUAAGCGGUGCUGGCCGUGACUAUGAAUCGUUAAGCAAAGUCUUAAUAUACAACGUCAACACCCAGAAGAGUCACUUCUUACCUAAAAUGAAGUGUAAGGAUAGGAAAGGAUGUGUGGCUGCUGUUGUCAGGAACACUGUGAUUGUCAUGGGAGGCAAAGAUGAAAGAGGAACUUGCUUAAAGUCAGUAGAAAGUUUUAGAUUUGAUCGUUAUAGCUGGGAUGAACUUCCAGAUAUGCAUGAAGCAAGAUGCUGGGCUACUGCACUUGCAUUCUAA
Messenger RNA from Paramuricea clavata, 1389 nucleotides. The record is from the annotation of a GenBank genome assembly. Lineage: Eukaryota; Metazoa; Cnidaria; Anthozoa; Malacalcyonacea; Plexauridae.